UUUUGCCACUGGACGCUUACUAAUUUAUUCGGUUACACAUAUUGAUGGAAAAUCAUGGUUUUAUUAUCUCUGAUUUCCUUCUAUUGCCUGGUAGCGGUUGCUGAUGGUUAUGGAUGCCGAUCAGGAUGGACGUCAUAUAAAGACAAAUGUUACAUGUUUUCAAGAAUUCCUGAACCCUGGGGAUCAGCUGCCAGUUUUUGUCAGGCAUACCACUCUAAGCUGGCAGAGCCGAUGACACCUGAAGAAACACACUUUUUAUCUCAACACGCUCGUGAUCUAAAAAAAAUAUUCUGGAUUGGAUUGACUGACCUAAUCAAGGAGGGCGAGUGGGUGUAUUCGUCCAACCUUAGUCCAUUAUUGACCAACAACUCUACUAACUGGGGUCCUCAUGAACCGAAUGGUAGGAGUGGACAAAACUGUGUUGUACUGAAUGGUCCAUGGCAUGGCUACUGGUCAGACCUUCACUGUGAUGUUUUUGAACAUUUCGUCUGUGAAAUGACUAUUGAGGAAAGUGGACCUGUAAUCAUCGGCUAGUGUUGUAUAACAUGGACGAUCUGUGCCAUUAAAGGAAGUAAUUCACGAUUUUCCCAAAAAAUUUUUUUUUCACUUUCGAUGAUUAAAACUUACUGUCUGAUGUGUUUAAAAGAUUUCUCAUAACAAUUAAGGUUAUAC
Ostrea edulis (European flat oyster) is the source of this 672-nucleotide messenger RNA. Its product is annotated as low affinity immunoglobulin epsilon Fc receptor-like. Lineage: Eukaryota; Metazoa; Mollusca; Bivalvia; Ostreida; Ostreidae. The transcript has 5 exons. The coding region runs from base 55 to 534 and encodes 159 amino acids. The record is from RefSeq and is a predicted model, not a curated record.